This is a messenger RNA of Tripterygium wilfordii, 3810 nucleotides long. RefSeq lists its product as uncharacterized. The transcript is spliced from 15 exons. Gene Ontology annotation, molecular function: phosphatidylinositol binding. Bases 315 to 3371 code for a protein of 1018 amino acids. Lineage: Eukaryota; Viridiplantae; Streptophyta; Magnoliopsida; Celastrales; Celastraceae. The record is from RefSeq and is a predicted model, not a curated record.
CCCUGGAAUAGUAUACGUGUCUCUUACGAGCAACGACGCCUUCGACUUCUCUCUCUUCUCACCACGUUGGUUUCUUUUCUUCUUUCUCAAACAGAUUUCUUGCUCUUUUCAGAUUCUCCCUCUGGUGUUGUUUGAAUUGAUUUCCUGAUAAAGGUCAACACCAAGGAAACCCGAAUUCGUGUCGAAUUGUUGUUCUUAGUUUGAUUUGGCGUGAUCUUGCCUUACAAAUUUCCAAGAUUGGUUGAUCGGAGAAGACUCUUCGGGUUUCUUUUUUUUUUUUUUUUUUUAAUUUUCUGUGUUAUCUGGUAGUGACAAUGAAGGCGAUGGAGACAAUACAAGAUCUGAUUGAGGAAUUGAAAGUUAGAACGCUGUGGUGGGCUCUGUGUAUAUUUGCCGUUACUUACUUCUUAUCUCAUACAAGUUCAUCAAUGUUGAUGAACUUGCCCAUAUCUAUUCUAUUUGUUUCGGCAUUGCGCAUUCUAUGUAACGAGGUGCAGUUCAGCUGGAAAGCUCGAACAGCUCACCGCCAAACCUAUUUGUCUCAUUUGGAGAAGAAACAGUUAUCCGUAAAUGAUUCAAGGCUUUCUACUGCACCACCCCCGCCAAAGUGGAAGAGAAAAAUUGAUUCUCCUAUUGUGGAAGCUGCUAUCACUGAUUUUAUCAAUAAAAUAUUACAAGAUUUUGUGACAGAUUUGUGGUAUUCUGAUAUCACACCAGACAGGGAGGCCCCCCGGCUGAUGCAUGCAGUUAUUAUGGAUGCCAUUGGUGAAAUAUCGGGAAGAGUUAAAGAAAUCAACCUUGUUGAUUUGCUAACAAAGGAUGUUGUUGAUUUAGUAGGUGACCACUUGGACCUUUUUAGAAGAAACCAAGCAGCAGUAGGUGUUGAGGUAAUGGGAACAUUAUCUUCUGAGGAGAGGGAUGAACGAUUGAAAUAUCAUCUUUCUGCUUCUAAGGAGCUACAUCCUGCACUGAUAUCUCCUGAGAGUGAGUACAAGGUUCUUCAGCAGCUUAUAGGUGGACUAUUAGCUGUAGUAUUAAGACCUCGGGAAGCCAAUGUUCCUCUGAUUCGUUGUAUUUCUAGAGAGCUCGUAACUUGCCUGGUGAUGCAACCUCUUAUGAAUUUAGCAAGCCCUGGGUAUAUCAAUGAAUUGAUUGAAUCUAUAUUACUUGCCUUUAAUGAUGAUAGCACUAAAGAGGUGGGUGGUAGUCAGUCUGCAGGAGGCAGACAUAAUGAUGAUUUGACUGCUACAAAAUUUUCAUCCUUGCAUUAUCAAGGACAUGAUAUGGCUUCGGCCAAGGUUGAUGACUAUAAAGAUACAUCGGUUGAUCAAAGGAGCUACCAGGAAUUGCUGAUGCAGCCAAGACCCGCUGAUUGGGCACAAAUGCUAGAGGUUGCCACUCAAAGAAGAACUGAAGUCCUCAUGCCUGAAAAUCUCGAAAACAUGUGGACGAAAGGAAGAAAUUACAAAAAGAAGGAGCAAAAAAAAGUUAAAAAUAUAAUCCAAGAACCUAUUGCAAAAGGUUCUGGAAGUAGUGCUGUGCCUGCGAGGAAUUCGGGGAAGGAAGGGCUGACCAAGAGUGGAAUUCCCACAGGGAAAGAACAGAAACCUGUGCUGCAACUUGCCCCUGAUAUGCUAGGUGUGAAUGAACGGGGGGUGCAUUUGUCACAGAAUCUUCAAAAGCAAUUAUCUGUUGAGGAGGGACUUCAUUUUGGUGGAUUGACAGACAGUAGUGAACUUGUCAUAAAUGGAAAUCGGAAUAGGCUUAAGAGAUCCAAUAGUGCUUCUGUUCUGAAUGUUCAACCUGAUAUGAAAAAGGUGUUUGCAGUUGAUGAUGGAGGGCCGAUUAUAUCGGAGUUUUACAGUCCCGAUUUUGGCAGCCGCAGUGAAGACUAUAGUGUUAAAAGGACUUCGGACAUGUUAAUUCAUUCUGUGGGACUACAUGUUCCGAAGCUAAGAUGUAGGGUUUUGGGAGCAUAUUUUGAGAAUCUUGGAUCAAAGUCCUUCGCAGUCUAUUCAAUUGCAGUGACAGAUGCAGAAAACAGAACUUGGUUUGUGAAAAGAAGAUACAGGAAUUUUGAACGAUUGCAUAGACAUCUGAAAGACAUUCCCAAUUACACAUUGCAUCUGCCCCCCAAAAGAAUAUUCUCUUCAAGCACAGAGGAUGCUUUUGUUCAUCAGCGCUGCAUUCAGCUUGACAAAUAUCUACAAGAUCUUUUGUCCAUAGCUAAUGUUGCCGAGCAGCAUGAAGUGUGGGAUUUCUUAAGUAUUUCCUCAAAAAAUUACUCCUUUGGAAAGUCUUCUUCAGUGAUGAAAACAUUGGCAGUUAAUGUCGAUGAUGCUGUGGAUGAUAUUGUACGCCAGUUUAAAGGGGUUUCUGAUGGUUUAGUGCGUAAAGUUGCUGGUGCAUCACCCCUUUCAGAGGAAGCCUCUUCUUCAAUCUCGAGUAGGCACGUGUCUUUGAAUUCAGAUGAGAUGAAUAAAUCCAUUUUAAGGCAGAAUAUGUCGGAAACAGCAAAUACUUCUUCUGAUAAUGAAGCAGAUGACAAAGAAGUCAGAUCUAGUCCGCAAGGCAGUGGUUGGCAUUCAGACAAUGAAUUGAUCUCAAAGAGUUUUCCACCCCGGGUGGUCAACCAUGGUGAAGAAUCUAGAAAUUCAGUUUUAGAGAAUACAAAUGUGGGAGUGAAGUCUGAAUGCAGUCCCAUGACAAACUUGCUUGUAACCUCCUUCAAUAUGGAAGAUCCAAUUGGAAUGCCACCAGAGUGGACCCCGCCAAAUGUAAGUGUGCCUUUGUUGAAUCUUGUUGAUAAGGUCUUUCAGCUGAAGAGAAGAGGCUGGCUAAGAAGACAAGUGUUUUGGAUAUCUAAGCAAAUACUACAGUUAGUCAUGGAAGACGCAAUUGAUGAUUGGCUCUUGAGGCAGAUAUAUUUGCUUCGGAGAGAAGAAACUAUUGCUCAAGGCAUUCGGUGGAUUCAAGAUGCUCUCUGGCCUGAUGGCACAUUCUUUACAAGAGUUGGGAUUGAUCAUCAGAACAAGGAAGAUGAUCCUCAACUUCGUCAGCAACCAUUUCAGACUACAAGCAGCGACAAGGUCUCUAAACCUGGUUCUUUUGAGCAGCAACUCGAGGCUGCUCGUAGAGCAAGCGAUGUCAAGAAGAUGCUCUUUGAUGGAGCUCCAACUACUCUGGUUAGCUUGAUUGGGCAUAAGCAGUACAGGCGAUGCGCGAAAGACAUUUAUUAUUUUACUCAGUCUACCAUCUGCAUAAAGCAACUUUCAUACGGGAUUCUUGAGCUCUUACUGGUAUCAGUUUUUCCCGAGCUUCGGGAUCUUGUGCUGGAUAUUCAUCAGAAGAUGCAUGUUGGACCUCUUUAAAGAAGUUACAUUUCUGCGUUCCUGCGUUCAUGAGGCUCUGGAGGUCAUAAUCUAAUCCAAAUCGUUAAAAUUUAUUGUUUCUCUGUAUUUUCAUGCAUCUUAUAUAGAAGCAGGGAACAUGAUCAAUCAAUGGAAUACACAUUGUUUUGGAAUGCGGGAAAGGGAAUUGCUUCGCCAAAUUCUAAGUGCCCAAGUUGUACAUUUAGACCUUGUACAUAAUUCAUCUUUUGUGCAUACCAAUUGCUUUAGUAGUACCCAUGGAUUGGGUUUUUUGUGGUUAGCGGAUCGAGUCCAUGGCGUUAGUUGUUCUUUUGUGAUAGUUUGUUUCAGAAUUCAAUUCUUGUAGAUAUAGAUAUAGUGAUAUAUAUUCUUGAUGUAUUGUUCAAAUCCUUGAAGAACCAUGAGGAUUCAUGGAGAACAUUUUUUUAGUUGUCCGCCA